UUUCCAGGUUUCAGACAGGAAUAAUUUCUAGCCCUGCCUAGAAAUGCCAAGAAUUGCACCUGGGCCUUCUGCAUGCCAAGCAGUCUAUAGUGGAAUUUACUGCCACAGCAUGAGAAAGAUGGAAAGUUGGUCUGUUGAUCAAGUCUGCAGCUGGUUGCUUCAGAAAAACUUAGGGGACCUGGUUCCUAAAUUUCGUGUUCUUCUUUUAGAGGAAGAAGUGAGUGGAGCUGCUCUUUUGGCUCUUAAUGAGAGGAUGGUCCAGCAACUGGUCAAGAAAAUUGGGCACCAGGCAGUGUUAAUGGAUCUUAUUAAAAAAUGCAAGCAACAGACAGAAGGAUCUGCUUUUAUCUGUGAAAUGCCCUUCUCUGAGUCACCAGGAGAAUUCAGUGGAACUUCCGGCAUUCAGCUACAUGUGGAACAAGUAAAUUGUUUCUCUCCUAAUGAAAAUCCUGACGAUGGAGCCAUUGACCAAAGAGUCCUCAAACAAAAAAAAACAAUGAGGCAUGUUUUAGCAAGAUGCAAAGCGUUGGAAUGGACAAAUUCAUAUAUUCUGCCUGAGUUCCCUUAUGAUGUCAAAUGCAUAUUAGCAGAGGGAAAAUGUCCUGACCACAGUGUGAGAAUAAGGAUAAUUGAAUUCUUGCAAGCUGACAUGACAAAGUACCUUGAAGGAUCACUAUAUCCAACCACUCAGCAAUACAAUGAUGUUGUCAAUGCAUUGCUGCAGGCAUACCCUUUUCUUGAUGAGGAUGGGAGUGGAUUUUUUCUAUGGAAACGAGCUCUUAAAGACCGUUUCAAAUACGUGCGGAGACCGAUAGAUGAUGAUGAACAGGUAGUGAGAAAUAAAUGCAAGUUUGGACACAGGCGAGGGCAGACCAGAAAAUCUCCUGGAAGCAGAUGUGAGGAAGUCCAAGGAGGGCACACAAAAGUUGAAAAUAUUUACAAUGAAGCACUUGAUACUGAGAUAAAUGAACAUAUUAAUUGGUUUAAGGAAGAAUAUAUGAAAACUGAGAGAAAUUGGGCAGAAGUGGACAACAGGAUGACCAAGACUUUAGAAAUAAGAAGGAAGAUGAUCAAUAAUCAAAGGAAGCCUUUGAAAGAGAUUCUCAGACUAUUCCCAUUUUUAAGGUGUCCUUACCAGCUUUUCAAAGAGUUUCAUUUUCUAACACGCAAGGACAUCUACAAGAAAACAGCUGAAAUUUUGGAAGCAUAUUCAGAGAACAUACUGACAUCAUGCGUGGUGAAGAAUAGUCCAAUUAAUGUUGUUCUACAAAAGAACCUGAAGCAGCACAUGGAAGACGACAUUCGAACGUAUAUGAAGAUGACUGCCACAUGUUUACUUUUGCCAGAUGUUUUUGGAGAGGACUCUUAUUUGUUUGCUGCUGUGAAUGAGGAGGUGAAAGUGUCAACACCAGUGCUAGAAGUAAAAUAUCCAUUUAAUGUAAAUGUGUGCGAGUGUUCUCUGUAUGUGGAGAAGGAGAAAUUAGCUCAGCUGGAUGAUUGCACAAUGGCCUUGGCAGCUCUGCUGGCUUCCUACCAUGUCUUUGGCAUUCAAUACCCCAAAGGGCUGUACAAUACCCUUCGCUUCUUGGAGUCCCUCAUCUUUGAAGUAAAGUAUCCUCAGUUACUUUCAGCAAAAAACAAGAAAACUGGAAAAAUGUGAAUGUACCAGUACUGAAUAUUGCUCAAGAUGACUUUGGGGGAGAAUCCUCUUGUGCGAAAUUCCUGGUUUUAUCAUGCAUCAUUUUGAUUUAAGUGUACUUUUUAAUAGA
Rhineura floridana is the source of this 1769-nucleotide messenger RNA. RefSeq names its product sterile alpha motif domain containing 3 (gene SAMD3). The record is from RefSeq and is a predicted model, not a curated record. NCBI's taxonomy places the organism in Eukaryota, Metazoa, Chordata, Lepidosauria, Squamata, Rhineuridae. The transcript has 11 exons. The coding region runs from base 44 to 1660 and encodes 538 amino acids. Gene Ontology annotation, molecular function: protein binding.